UAGUUCAUAAUUCAGGCUGGUUCCGCGCCUGAAGAGAUAUAAUGCUUUCUUUAAGAGCAUUUAUUGCAUUGAACAGCUAUCAACAUAAUAAGCAAAUUGUAACAUAAGUUUUUUGUCGAAAGAAGCAAUAUGAAUUUUGACCUAGAUGCCAUUAGCAAAUGGUAUUAAAGCAAUAUAACUGUGUGACAUCUGUAAUAAAGCCUGUUUUCAAAGAAUUGUUACCGUGCAUUUUGACUUGUUACUGUGCACUUGUUAUGCAAGUGGAAGUUUUCAAGUAAAACUUUUGUGAAUGAGCGUAAUAUGCUGUGUUCUGAAUGUAAAAUUACUCCAGAUAUUCGGAGGGCUAUCAGCUAGCUUCACGGAAAAAAUAGCAAGCUUCUCCGGAACUAGGGCAAGAUUCCACUGAGUUUCAUGUUUCAAAGAUGAAGCACAUCAAGUACAAAGUUUUUUUUAUCGGAUCAGUUUUGCUGUUUUUCAGCUUUGCAAUCAUUGUAAUGAUUCUUAGCGAAUGGAAAAUUUCAAAGGGCAGCUUAGAAUCAGACGUAUUACACGAACAGCAAAAUCCAUUCCACAGCGUGAAAGCAUCAGGACAAAAGGCAGAAACAACAACAAUUCAAAAUGUAGGAAUUACGACAACAAAGAAAUCUUCAACUUUUUUGACAUCAACAGCUGUUUCGCCGAUUAAGGAAAUGACGACAAGUCAGACUAUCACGAGCAAAGAUUCAUUAACAUCAAGUAAAGAGCCCGUAAAAACAACGGGAGUACCAACUAGUAGUUAUUCAUCAUUAUCAACAACCGAAGCUCAGUCGACAACAAUAAUAAGACAACAGUCAACAACAACAGAAAAGGCAACAGUCACGCAAAAUGCUGUAACCACAAAAGCGAAAAUACCAGCAACAACAACGCAGCAGAGAACUACUACGCAAGAAAAGAAUACAACACCUAGAACAACAGAAACGACAACAACAACAAAAACAACAACAGCAACCACAACAACGAAGGAAAAAACAACGACUCAAGCACCAACAACAACACAAACAGAAUCAACAAUACCAGCAACAACAACGCAGCAGAGAACUACCACGCAAGAAGUAAAUACAACACCUACAACAACAGAAACGACGACAAAAACAGCAACAACAGCAGCAUCCACAACAACGAAGGAAAAAACAACGACUAAAGCACCAACAACAAUGCAAACGGUCACCUUGGCAACAACUACAGCUGCUUUAAGUACGACAGCAACAACGACUAGAAUAAGUACAAUGACAACAGCACCUUGGCGUCAGAAGUAUUUUGGUCUUGGCUGCUAUAACUCGAAUGGUGGAACAACUGUUUAUCCUCACCUUGUGGCGAAUCUACGGCCUUUGAUCGACUGGAACAAUAUGACCAAAUCAGUAAUCGCCUGCGCUGAUCACAUUAAGAAGCCAGAGACCAUCCAGUAUUAUGGACAGGAAUUUACGUUCUUUGCUAUCAAAUUCUAUGGUGAAUGCUGGGCUCAAGAUACGACAGCUCAAACUACUUAUUACAGUAGAGGGGACGCUUCUAGUUGUUAUGAAAAGACAGGAGGUGACAGUUCAGUCUAUGCCUACCAUUUUGGUCCUGCAGAAAGACCAACAAACAAAAAUAUCGUUUUUGUUGGAUGUUAUGUUGAUGGAGGAUCAAAGCCUAUAAAGCACAUGAUUGGCAACUUUAAAAUAUCUGGAACUACAAGCGAAUCAGACGGUACGCGUGUUGCAAGCGAUUGUUACAAGUUGGUUUUGGAACGUGGCUACAGCUUGUUUGGACUAAAGAAUAAAGGUGAAUGCUGGUCAGGCCCGGAUGCACACAUGACUUACAACAAAGACGGAGUUGCAACUGACUGUGUCCACGGCCUAGGCUCAACAAACUCUUUCUCUGUUUAUAAACUAGAAUCGUAGACAUAUACUUAUUGCGAAAACUUUGUUAGCGAUUUGUCGCAUCAAAAACUGUUGCUUGGGUUUGUGAAGAAUUUGUAAAGCAAAUAAAGUCCAAGGUUUGAAACGCUUCUUUGGGUAUCAGGAUUUUGUAUAUCGUUGAAGAAGCAGAAACUACGAUUUAGUUUCAGUCAUUCCGAUGAUCUGAAGUGAAGAAGACCAAAAAUCGUACAGCAUUAACUACUUUACUGUUUCUAGUUAGUCAUAGGUGCAUUGUCACAAGCAUCCUUAAUUGUGUCGCAUUUUACAUAACUGAAACAUUGCACCCAAUUCAAAAAAUACCACAGUAUCACAAAA
Messenger RNA from Rhopilema esculentum, 2252 nucleotides. RefSeq lists its product as uncharacterized. The record is from RefSeq and is a predicted model, not a curated record. Lineage: Eukaryota; Metazoa; Cnidaria; Scyphozoa; Rhizostomeae; Rhizostomatidae.